This is a messenger RNA of Vespa crabro (European hornet), 4448 nucleotides long. RefSeq names its product zinc finger protein 543-like. The transcript has 5 exons. Gene Ontology annotation, biological process: regulation of transcription by RNA polymerase II. Gene Ontology annotation, cellular component: nucleus. Gene Ontology annotation, molecular function: DNA-binding transcription factor activity; RNA polymerase II cis-regulatory region sequence-specific DNA binding; zinc ion binding. NCBI's taxonomy places the organism in Eukaryota, Metazoa, Arthropoda, Insecta, Hymenoptera, Vespidae. The coding region runs from base 150 to 1463 and encodes 437 amino acids. The record is from RefSeq and is a predicted model, not a curated record.
GAAAGCUUCUCGACGCCGCAGCCAUUAUAGAUCCCGUUGUGAGUGACUGAGUCUUUUUGAUAGCUCCUCUUAUUUUCCGGGAAAAGUACGCUUCCUAAGCGACGCCGACAUCUGAGAAGCUUUCAUAAAGUUAAAUCUCAUUGGAAAUAAUGAAAACGUAUAGUAGAAAAAAGGGCGAUGGCCCUAGCAACGUAAUUAUUCACGUGAACGAGUUGUGCCGACUGUGCUUGGCAAAGGAAGAAGAGAUGGUGCCGAUUUUCGACGACGAGACCAUACCGUUGCCUCUUAGAAUCAUGGCAUGCGUCAAUUUGGAAGUUUAUGAGGAAGAUGGUCUACCAAAUAAAAUUUGUCAUCCAUGCAAGUACCAAUUGGAAAAAUCUUACCAAUUUAAAAAAAAAUGCGAAGCCGCUGAUGUUAAGCUUAGGAAACACAUGAAAUUAAUACGUCAGUUAACUGGUCAAGAUGAAGAAACGGACAAUCAAGAGAAUAAUACGGAUGAAUUGAAGGAAGCGUCUGGUAGUGGGAAAUCUAAACAAGUUAAACAAUUAUUAGCUGAUUUAGUGUCAACUAAAGGAACCGGAGGUCAAGCUGAUGGAGAUCCUAUAGAAGUUACGGAAGAAGAAUUAGUUGGUGGAUAUAUUUUAGGUAUGAAUUCAGAAAAUCCAGAAAUGGAAGAACCUAUGUCUGAAGAUCCAGAAAGUAUUACAUUAGUACCAGCUGAAGAAAGAACAGCAAAAGCCCGAUGUACGAUACGUACAACAAGAAUUAAACAAGAACAAGAAUCUGAAGAUGAAGCUGAAGAAGUACAAAGAGCUAUUGCAAAUGCAGAUCAUAAAAAUGUUUACAUGAUGGAGUUGACUAGUAAUAGUUCUGGUCAAGGAGAAUCAUUGAAAUUACAACCAAUGGGUGACACAAUAGUUGAUGCAAGUACAGAAUUAAAAGUAUUUCAAUGUGAUAAGUGUCCAAAAGCAUUUACUAGAAGAAUUAUGUUAAAAAGUCAUCAAUCGGUUCAUUCUACUCAAAGAGGAUAUACGUGCCAAGCAUGUGAAAAAUGGUUCCCUACAAGAUCAGCAUUAAUAAGGCACGAACGUACACACACUGGUGAAAAACCAUUUGGUUGUAAUAUAUGUCAUCGUGCAUUUGCACAGAAAGAAAUAUUAUUACGUCAUUUAAUGACUCAUUCUGGACAAAAACCAUUCCAGUGUCAACAUUGUGACAAAAGUUUUACGCAACGUGAAGCACUAAAGGUACACAUGCGUCGACAUCAAAAAUUAGAUCCAAAUGAUAUACAACUCCAUCAUUGUCAACUAUGUCCUAAAGCAUUUUGUCAUGCGUCAGGACUUAGCAGGCAUUUAGUUACGCAUACAGGUAGAACAUAUAAGUGUGUUGAAUGUGACAAAUCUUUUACAGAUAAAAGUUCACUUUUAAGGCACAGUCGCAUUCAUGCACCUAAAAAGAUUUAACGAAUUAAUAUUCAACGAAUAAAAUUACGUUUUACUUCCAGCUGAAGAAAUAAGAAUUUUACUUCUUUGGGUCUAGUUGUAAAUUUUUUAUAAAAUGAAGAGAGUAUACUCUCGUACUUUUAUAAUUACAAAUGAAAAUCAUGGUUGACAAUGACCGUUUAUUAUAAUAUAUACGUCGAAUGUUAUUCAUUUUUAAAUUAUAAAUUAUUGUAAUUUUUUAUAUAUUAACAUACAACUGACCCAUAGAAACUGGAUAUCGUUAAAAGGUAUUUUACCUUUUUUUGAUUCUUAUUCAACUAGCCCAUAUUUGAAAAUUGUUUUUGUUUAUUCUUUCGUUGACUCUUUAAAUAAAUGUAUAAAAAAAAAAAAAAAAAAGAAGAAAAAAAAGACCACUGCGCUACACUAUCUACAUUUUUUGUACAAAAUUAUGUAGCGACUUCAAAUAAUGUUAUUUACAUUUAACGUAUUAUUUAUCGUUUAAAAUUAAGCAAAAUAAAAAGUUUUCUUUUUUUUCCAAUUAUAAAGACAGGUUAAAAUAUUUUUUUAAGUAGACACAUUUUGAAAAGAAAAAUAGAUUGGUCCUUUUAGUGUAUAUUAAUAAAGACCUUAUGUACUAUGUACACGAUUAAAUAUAUAUUCUAUGUAUAUAUACCUAUAAAUAUACAAUAUAUUGAUGGUAAAUGUUUUUUCAUCUAAUAUAACUAUCUUUCAUAUAAGUUUUAUAGAUUAUAUGAUGUUCGAUAUACAUAUACAUAUCCCAAUUGACUAAUUCUUAAUAACUUUAUUAUUAAAUACAAAAUGAAGUUUAUGUACACGAUCAUAAUUAUUUUUACUUGCUAAAAGUUUGACAGACACAUUUUUUUUUUUUUUUUUAUUUUUUUUUUUUUUUUUUUUUUUUUUACUGAAACUCAUAGCAACAUUAUUAACUUUAUAAAAUGUAAAACUUAUAUACCAUUCUAUAAUGACAUAAUCAUCUACCUGUGAAAUAUUUUCUUUUUUUAGUUAUUGUGUUUGCAAAUUUAACAUUUCAUAUAUAUAUAUACCUUUAUAUAUAUAUGAUAUAUGGUAUAUAUACCUUUUAAUAUGGUGUAAUAUUAUUAAUAGUUCGAUGGCAUAGGAAACAUUACUGAAACAUUUUUUUCUCUACUUUAUAUUGCAUAUUUAUAAUUUCUAUUCGUAACACAUCAUCCUUCUAUUAAAGUGGUAUAUUUGAAGGCAUGAGUGAACUAUAAAUGUUAAAACUUCAUUGUGAUUCAAAUGCUGUGUUCAACUUUUCAUAAAAGUACAUAAAGUUAUGAUCAUUGGGAUACAACGGUAUUUCUUGCUAGUAUCAUUCAUUUAAUAUACAUUAUUAUAAUCAUUCGAAAUUUUGUUUAACAAAAAGAAAAAAAAAUGUUAGCACAAGCAAACAAUAGACGUUCAUACGAGGGCAAUUUGAAAAAUUCAAGGCUUAUUUCUUCUUUUUUCACUUUAACAACUAAAUUAAUGCAUUUAAGAAAAAGAAAGAAAAGAGAACGAAAAAGCUGCGAACUUUUCAAAUGAUCCUAAUACAAAAGUUAUUAAGUACACCGCAACACUAUUACUUUACACGGCAGUUAAUAAAGAAUAUAGAAUCGUUGCGCAAUGUACAUAGGUAAAUAUAAUUCUAAAUGCUCGCUACGAUUGUUCAUAUAUCGUAAAGUGCGACAGAGCUCAGUAUUUUCAUUACUAUUAAAAUAUCGUACAAAGUAGCCUAACUAUAUUUAUAGUAUUUUCACAUAUAUUGCACUAUGAAAACACUAUAUAUUGAAUAGAUAAAUAUAUUUCAUUCUAAUGCCGCUAUGUCAUUAUAAUAGACCAUGAUAAAUUUAAUCAAAUGACAUGAAAUUAUUAGGAGAAAAAGGAUAGAAAAAAAAAAGAAGAAAGAGAAAAAAAGAACAAGAAAAAAAAAAGAAGAAAAAAGGAAGAACAAAAGCGGAAGGAAAGUUUGACCGUUUAUUAAAAAAAUUAUUUUAUUAUAAUUCAUGUAUAUUAUGAUCAUUCUUGUGCAUUUUUACAUUGCCAAUAUCGAUAUAUAGUCGAUCAAUAUAUCAAUGAAACAGCAAAGUUUCUUCAAUUCAUUUUAUAUUUCUUUUUUUUUUACAUAUUUCUGUCAUUGCUUAAAAUCACGAUAUCACUCACAUAUACUAAAAAUUCAAUAAAAUUUUUCACGCUAUCGAGCUCCGUCACACAAUCUCUGUUGUGCUGGAUCUCCAUAUUUUAAAUUCUGAUUAUUGAUUGAGAGAACGAUUAUGAGACCAUUAUCUUUUUUAAUAAAAAUCAGAUUAUUUGAAAACUAUUUGCUAAUGUGAUUCUAUCUACAUGAUGCUACAUAAAAAUCAUAAGAUACAUAUGUCAUAGCCAAUACAUAUGAAAAUUAUAUGAACAACUCAUACCUAAUCUAAGCAUGACUGCAUCCAAUUAAUUAUUGAGAGAAUAAAAACUCCUAUUUUUUCUUUUUUUUUUCUUUUUUGUUGUUAAAUACUCAGUUCUCAGUUUUCUUCAUAUUUUUCAUUUUCUUUCUUUUUCUUUUUUUUUUUUUUUCUUUUUAUUUCCUUUUACUUUAUUAUAUAUACUAAAACUAGUUCCCGUCAAAUCUUACGACAUUAACGUUCGCUAUUAGAUUCAAGAGGAAUAAAAAGGAAGAGAAAGGACUGUUCACGCCAGCGUGUCGAAUUAUGCACAAAAUUUGUACUAUGUCUGUCAUAUAGACACAACAUAUUCCACGGCGUGGUUUAUCAUAAUUAAUAUAGACACCACUGUUUCCCCGUUUUAUACUAUUGAAUUUAACAAAAGGAACCAAUAGAUAAGCGGCGGAUGUAGUGCGGAGAGAUCUGAAAAUCUCGAAUUAACUUUGACGAGAUAAAAGAUUACUUAUGGAAAUAGGAGAGAGAAAGAAAGACAGAGACAGAGUGAGUGAGAGUGAGAGAGAGAGAGAGAGAGAGAGAGAGAGAGAGAGAGAAAGAG